UUUGCGAUUUGAAUGGCUCUUGAGGGCGCUGUGCAAUUUGUGGGAAAUGAGCUGAAAAUGGCGCUGGAGUCGUGUCUAAAAAUCACGAGAAAUAUCACGGGAUUCCUCACGGGUAGCAGUCAGAAGCACUCGCUGCUUCCAGUCAGGACAUACUAUGCCGACUGGAGAAUGUUAAGAGACGUCAAGCGACGCCGAUUGUUCAAAGAGUAUGGAGUUGAGAGAAGGAGGAUCAACUGCAUACGGAAGAACACCAUCCUGCCAGAUGAACUCAAGGAAAUAGCUGACCGCGAGAUCGCAGCCCUCCCGCGAGACAGUUCCUGGGUCCGACAGCGAGAUCGCUGUGCCAUUACCUCGCGGCCUCGCUCCGUCAUCCCCCGCUGGCGGCUCAGCCGAAUCAUGUGGCGACAAAUCGCCGACGCUAACCACAUGUCUGGAGUACAGCGAGCGACGUGGUAGUGGACUGUAUAGAUAAGACGACUUUUUGGAACGUUUCUUGGUUGGUUCUGCUGCUAGCUCAAACUUCUUUGAAAAGAAAAUCAUAGAUGGCAGUGCUAUUCAUAACCACCACCACCUAUCAACAAAGCACAGUUAACCCUCCUGCUAUUUAAACAGUCACAGACAGUCAAAAUGUCCAUCCGCUUCCCCUGCUAUACUUUUAACACAGACCAGUCACCAGCAGUCAGAUCAUAUGUCAAGCAAGCGCUGUGACUAGUCAAACUCAAUCAACAGACCAUGAACAGACAAAGCAGGCAAGUGGUGGGCACAGCUGUCUUAUCAAUCACCAACAGUCAAAGCAUAGCUGUAUCAAGUUACAUAAACAGUCACAGCCAGUCAGUCCUACUUUGUGUAGGCUGGGAUUUCUUAAGUUGAUUGAUUUUGACUGAAAGGACUACACAAAUGUACUUGGCACCAAAUGUAUGUUUGCGUAGGAGGGUAAAUCUUGAUUGAUUCUCGAUGAUGAUUCUCAUCUCUUUUUCUUCAAGGAAAUUCUCCCGUUUCCCUCCCCAACCCCUGGGCCCGAACUCCAGUCUUUUUCUCAUCUGGUCUCCCUUAAAAACCAGCUUGAAAGUCUGCAGAUAUUCAACAUCCUGCGAUCUUAAUUUAUGAUUUAGUUUAAUGGUUUCAUUAAAUAGAUUUUGUAAAACCUGGGAACGAAAAUUGAUUUUCACCAUAAGAAAUAAAAGAACAUGUGUGAAUUGUG
Molecule: messenger RNA, 1201 nt
Organism: Patiria miniata (bat star)
Lineage: Eukaryota; Metazoa; Echinodermata; Asteroidea; Valvatida; Asterinidae
Product: 28S ribosomal protein S14, mitochondrial-like
Exons: 3
Coding region: 13-456 (147 amino acids)
Biological process (GO): translation
Cellular component (GO): ribosome; mitochondrial small ribosomal subunit
Molecular function (GO): structural constituent of ribosome
Source: RefSeq, a predicted model, not a curated record